AUGGAGGACCUACCCACAGAUUUCUUUGUGACGACUUCAGCAUACACACCCACAGUCCACCGGGAUCAAUAUCCAACUAUCAAUCCCAGGAAUCCCGAAGUUUCUCAAGCAGGUAAAGUCGUCAUCAUCACGGGUGCUUCAUCAGGAAUUGGUGCCAGAGGGUUCGCCCCAGCGUUUGCGAAGGCUGGACCAAAAGCAAUUGUGCUCGUGGGCCGGAACAUAAGGAGGUUAAAGCAGACCGAGGAAGUGAUCAGAGCGAUCAAUCCUAAUGUUGAGUAUAUUUCAGUGCCAACCGAUCUAACUGAUCCUGCCUCGGUCGAUCGUCUUUUCAGAUUAGUCCGUUCGCGGUAUGGGCAUGCCGAUGUACUUGUCAACAAUGCAGGCACUUUCUCUCCAAGCGAUGUUCUGGGUAACGUGGAUCCAAACGCAUGGUGGUCCGAUUUUGAGAUUAACGUCAAGGGCACGUUCCUCGCGACCAGAGGGUUUCUGUCAUUGCUUGGUUUUCAGCGGCAGGGUAAGAUCAUCACUUUGAGCACCAGUGGUGCAACAGCGGUCUUUCCAGGCUUGUCCGCAUAUUCAAUCUCUAAAUUAGGGGCUUUGAAAAUCGCCGAGUACGUUGCAGCAGAGUAUUCGAACGUUACCUCUAUCGCAAUGCAGCCUGGGACGGUAAUGACUGAGAUGGUCAUUGGUGGGUCCACUGCACGUCCUAUCGAUCACGUCUUGCCUAACGCGCAUAAUCCAGACAGUUUCAAGCGUUUUGCUCUCGACACCCCGGAAUUGGUUGGGGGAACUGGCGUCUGGCUUGCUAGUGACGCCGCUAACUUCUUGACUGGAAGAUUUGUCUCUGCAAAUUGGUCUGUCGAUGAUCUGGUGAAGAAAAAAGAUGCGAUUCUUGCCUCCAAUGAUCUUAAACUCAUCUAUCAGGGUCGCUUUGGUCUGGAUCAGUUCAAGUGA
This is a messenger RNA of Exophiala bonariae, 954 nucleotides long. RefSeq lists its product as uncharacterized. Lineage: Eukaryota; Fungi; Ascomycota; Eurotiomycetes; Chaetothyriales; Herpotrichiellaceae. The transcript has a single exon. Gene Ontology annotation, molecular function: oxidoreductase activity, acting on the CH-OH group of donors, NAD or NADP as acceptor. The record is from RefSeq and is a predicted model, not a curated record. Bases 1 to 954 code for a protein of 317 amino acids.